AUGAGGAGAAAAUCAAUUGUCAAUUAAUUUAUGAAUGAAUGUGGUAAUGGACUUCUAGUCAAUAAAUAUGAUGAGUGUGAUGAUGGAAAUAUUUUUGGAGGAGAUGGAUUUUCUUCAUUUUUUAAUAUGAAGAAUUCAUAUCACUAUAUAACUGAGGAAGAGUCAUUAAGAUUAUGA
This is a messenger RNA of Paramecium pentaurelia, 177 nucleotides long. Lineage: Eukaryota; Ciliophora; Oligohymenophorea; Peniculida; Parameciidae. The record is from the annotation of a GenBank genome assembly.